Messenger RNA from Phytophthora sojae, 357 nucleotides. RefSeq lists its product as hypothetical. The record is from RefSeq and is a predicted model, not a curated record. The transcript has a single exon. The coding region runs from base 1 to 357 and encodes 118 amino acids. Lineage: Eukaryota; Oomycota; Peronosporomycetes; Peronosporales; Peronosporaceae.
AUGAAGGUCAUUUACUGCGCCAUCGUCCCUGAAGGGAAGACAGUUGCAGCGGUAAUGGAGCCAUACGAGAGCAUCCACGCAGUAUUGGAGGUCGUCCAGCGCACGUUGCACUCUAGUGUUCCGACUGAGCAGAUGACCGCUUUCUUAGCCAGGAAACGUGACGGUCGGUGGCUGAUUAGUUUUGACGACCCGAAGCACUUCCUGGUGUGGGGCAGAGUUCCAGAGGCGGAUCGGCCGCUCAUGACCAGUGCCAACAUUUUGAAUCCGCACGCUGCAGUGGGCGAUGACGCUCUUGGCUUUCCGAACGACACAGUCCGUGAAAUCGGUGCCUAUUGUGACACUGCAGAAGAGCCCUGA